AUGGAUCUAAGCCAGCCCAUAGAAGAAAACUAUGCCAAUCCCAAAACAUGCUUCUUUCACGUGUUCUUCAAGGCUUCAGCUUUGGCAUUUUACAUACUGUCAGCACUAUUCGCCGAUAGUUUCGUUAUCAUCUUUGUGAUCACUGUUGUGCUUUCUGCUCUUGAUUUUUGGGUCGUCAAGAAUGUCAGCGGCCGCAUCUUAGUUGGGCUUAGGUGGUGGAAUGAGAUAAAUGACCAGGGUGAGAGUACAUGGAAAUUUGAGUGCCUUGACCAAGAGUCGUUAGCUCUUAUUAACCCAAAGGAUUCCUGGCUGUUUUGGUGGACAUUAUACCUUAAUGCAGCCUGUUGGACCAUCCUUGGAAUAUUUUCACUGGUAAGGUUUCAGGCUGAUUAUGUCCUAGUUGUGGGAGUUUGUUUGAGCCUUGGCAUUGCCAACAUCAUUGGAUUUACCAAAUGCCGUAAAGAUGCCAAGAAGAAGAUUCAAGCGUUUGCCACUCAGACCAUUGCUUCUCGUGUCUCAUCUACAAUACAGUCAGCAUUUAGCAUCGUAUAAAAUGUCUGAGUGGCAAAAGAUUUUAUCAAAAUUUACUGGUCAGAUUGCUUUGCCAAGAUGCUAGUUAGGGAAUGCUAUGACCUAAUUACCAUAUUAUAGACGUACUGUUCCCCCAUAGGUAACCACAGAAAUACGCCACUGUUCUUUUUUUCAUUUUAGUGGUCAA
This is a messenger RNA of Durio zibethinus, 718 nucleotides long. Lineage: Eukaryota; Viridiplantae; Streptophyta; Magnoliopsida; Malvales; Malvaceae. The record is from RefSeq and is a predicted model, not a curated record.